AUGCCACGGCUGGUGGACAAGUGCAGCCCGGUGGUGCAGACAUCUCAGCCCUCACCGGUGGCUGUUCUGCUGGUUGACGGCUCCGUGAUCUUCGCUAUCCUCCGAAGCGGGGAGGUUCGCUGCCACCGCUGCAGCACAGGUCAACUCUUGGCCUCCUGCCCAGGAAGGCUCGGCAAAGGUCGCUUUGCCGCAGCGGCGGCUUUGUUGGGGUCGGAGGCGUUCAUCUUGGGCGACGAUGCCGGUGGAUUGCUGUGGCUCCGGCGAGAUGACCUUAGUGAGAUGCAAAGCCUUCGCGUUAGCCACAGCUCUGCAGUCGCCUCCCUGGCGCCCCUGAAGAAUCCGGAGGACUGCUUGUGCCUCUCCGCCGACGGCGCCGUCGAGCUGAUCCAUGUAGUCGAAUUGGAUGAUGCAGAUUCUCCUGUACAAGCCAGGAUCUCCCGUCUGGGUUGCAUUGCGGCGCAGCCCCCGUUGCGCGACGGGGCUUCGAGCAGCCUGUCCAUGGAAAGUGGGAUGACCCCGGCGCUGUGCAUCGGUGCAGACGACAUGGCCUUGGUCGUUGGCCCAAACGAGGUCUGGACAGUUGCCGGGACCUCCCUUGCUGGGCCCUUUGCUGCGCAGCCGGCCACGAGGUCGAAGCCAAGCGAAGGCUUAUGCCACGGCAUUUGCCUUCGUGGUCGCGCAGUGACUGCCUCUAGCGCCUCUCCACGGUUACAGUGGUGGACGCUGUCUACAGCAGCGGCCAAGGCUGACGUGGUGACGGAGUCUUCUGGGUGUGGAGGUGUGCUGGCUUUGGCAGGUCAUGGCGAUCUUUGCGCCUCGCUUCAUGCCUACCUUUGCGUGGUUCUCUGGCAGGGUGCGCUUCAGCAAGAGGACUGA
Symbiodinium necroappetens is the source of this 876-nucleotide messenger RNA. The record is from the annotation of a GenBank genome assembly. NCBI's taxonomy places the organism in Eukaryota, Dinophyceae, Suessiales, Symbiodiniaceae.